AUGGCUCCCUCAUAUCCGACCUGUUUUCUUCUCCUUCUCUCAUUUUGGGCGCUGAGAGCGCUGGCGCAAGCCCCGGCCGACCCUCUCAAGGACUUCUGCAGGCGGUAUGGACACCAGACAGCGAUCAUUGACAGGAAGCUAUACAUCGACGGCGGUUGGUUGUAUGCCAACCCAAUUUCGCGCAACCCGACUCCUGUUAUCAAUCGAGGAUUGCUUUACAAUGAUCUGGACGAGAUCAGCGACGGCAUGCCGAAACAACAUGCCAAUCUCACCAAGAAUAGCUCUGUCCCGGCUGUGGCUGGAGGAACAUUGUGGGAAGACGAAGUCAACAAAGUAUUCUGGUUGUAUGGAGGUGAAUUCCAGUCAGCACCUUCUCCAUUCGAACUCUGGGGUUACGAUGUGAUUUUGAAUCAGUGGAAUCUCUCGGACGCUGGCACCGCUGCGACUUCACCCAUACAGAGAGUGUCUUAUGGCGCAGGGGUCUCUGUCAACGACAUUGGCAGAGGGUACUAUUAUGGUGGUUACCUCAACAACCUAACAAACCCUUUGUGGAACGGGCCCCAGAUUGCAACUAGCAACCUGAUCAUAUUCGAUAUGGAAGACCACAAGCUUACGAAUAACACGGGUUAUGACAAUAUGGGCAGGGCUGAGGGAACUAUGGUGUACAUUCCUGCUUCGGGGGCUGGGCUACUCGUAUACUUUGGGGGUGUGACCUUCCCAUAUGGAAACGAGACCGCAGUAGCGGCACCAUUAGACACUAUUCUUAUCUACGACAUUGGCGAUGCCAGCUGGCAUUCGCAAGCCGCAACAGGAGAAAUUCCUGAACAGCGACGCAAGUUCUGUGGUGGCGCAACCUGGGCGCAGGACAGAUCCUCGUACCAGGUAUACAUCUAUGGCGGAUUUGGCUUUGCAGAGAAUGCAACGGGGUUUGAUGACGUAUACGUGCUCACGAUGCCGGCUUUCGAAUGGGUCAAAUGGUACCCUGAGAAGCCUGGCCCAGGAGCACCGCACGGUUUGUUGACUUGCAAUGUUAUCGAGAAUUCGCAGAUGAUGGUCAUGGGAGGGAACUUUACCAAUACCACCGAGUGCGAUGUCCCGAAAAUUCAAGGCCAGCACAAUCUGAAUCUGGGUCAGUACAACAGGGACAAUGCAAAAUGGUUUCAAUACCUGCCAAAUGUGACCGAGUAUCUGGUGCCACCCGAGAUCCUGCAAAUAACAGGUGGCUCACCUCGAGGUGGAGCUACUAAGAAGUCGCCAUCAAAUGGAUGGGACGACAACCGAGUGGCGACGUAUUUCGGUCAAUUGGCACCGAACUCGUCUCGCACUCCCACACGGGCGAUACCGACUCAGACUGCUAUACCUGUUGUUCCCGUUACCCCACCUAGUAAGAAGCGCAACAUUGGAGCAAUCGUUGGUGGCGCCGUUGGCGGUGUCGCUGUCCUAGCUUUCGCGGCUGGAUUAAUAUUCUUCUUUCUUCGCAGACGCAGGAGCAACCAGCAACCUCAGCCGACCCCAGUACCGACAGCUACAGACUAUUCGAGCGUGCAGUCACCCAUAUCCAAGUACGCGACCGAAUCGAAGUUCACCGUCGUGGAUCCUAACUACACCACCCCCGUCCUCUCCCCCAACCUCUCGAGCCACUCUCCCGUCCACUCGAAUGCACACUCCCAACCUUACUCGACUCCACCUCCAGUGCAAACCACCCAGCCCAUGUAUCAUCCUGCGCACGCCCCAGAGCCAAUCGAGUAUUAUCCUCCUCCAGACGGUAGCAGGCCGAAUCUCGCUCACCUAGGUAGUUCGGAGAUGCCAACGAUCAGAAGUCCACCAUAG
Molecule: messenger RNA, 1830 nt
Organism: Endocarpon pusillum Z07020
Lineage: Eukaryota; Fungi; Ascomycota; Eurotiomycetes; Verrucariales; Verrucariaceae
Exons: 7
Coding region: 1-1830 (609 amino acids)
Molecular function (GO): protein binding
Source: RefSeq, a predicted model, not a curated record